Molecule: messenger RNA, 1200 nt
Organism: Dichomitus squalens LYAD-421 SS1
Lineage: Eukaryota; Fungi; Basidiomycota; Agaricomycetes; Polyporales; Polyporaceae
Product: alpha/beta-hydrolase
Exons: 3
Coding region: 1-1200 (399 amino acids)
Molecular function (GO): hydrolase activity
Source: RefSeq, a predicted model, not a curated record
AUGCCCUUCGCAUUCCGGAAACAGCCCUUGCGGCUAUUCUAUACCAUAGGCUUCGCAUUCUACCUGCUCGCGGCUCUUCCAGCAUGGCUCGUCGCCUACGCCGUUCCGACCUUUCGUCCCAGGCGCCACUGGUCUCUCACGCGCUGUCUCAUGGUCAACAUCGUCCGCAGCGUCAUCGGCAGUUGGUACCAGACCUCCCUCCCUUCCCCCACUCCGCUCGACGUCCUCGCAAAGGACGCAAAGAAAACCGGUUUCGUAUGGGUUAAGGAGACCCCUGAACUCAUUGUCGGCGAAAUCCUCGAACUCGCAGAGAAGAAUGGCGUUCAAGCGGUCCGGAGGGGUGGCUUCUGGUAUGGCCCCCGUGGCCCGGACGGCGAACCUGGUCAGCGCGCUUCGCCUGACGAGCGCGUAGUGUAUCACGUACAUGGCGGCGCCCACGUAUCUGGCUCUGCGCACCCUAAAGACGUUACUGGGCCGCUCUAUGAAGGAUAUCUCAAGCACCUCAACGUCCGGAUCUUCGCGAUCGAGUAUCGUCUGUCCUCUACAGCACCCUUCGAGGCAGCUAACCCCUUCCCCGCCUCCCUAAUCGACGCCGUUGCCGGCUAUCGGUACCUCGUCGAGGACGUUGGCUUCCAUCCGAGCAAGAUCAUUCUUUCCGGAGAUUCCGCGGGGGGCGGAAUCGCGCUCAACCUCGCCCGGUACCUCGUCUCCGCCCAGCUCUCCUCCCUCUCCCUCCCCGCAGGACUCCUCCUUCUUUCCCCCACUAUGGAUUGGGCAUGCACGCACCGGGGUCCCCAGUCCGCCAGAGUCAGAAAUGCAUCCUCGGACUAUCCCCAGCCCUUCAUUGAUUCCGGCUACACCAUGCGCGCCCUAGUUGGCUCCCUCCCUCCCGAGUUCGCCCGAAGCUCUUGGAUCUCCCCAGGUGCUGUGGUGAGCUCGGAUUCCAAGCUCGACCACGAUCAUAAGACCGGGCUCUUUUCUGGGCUUCCACCCACUUUCAUGGCGGCCGGUAACGCCGAGUACACACUCGACGGGAUGAUCACAGCGCGCGAGCGCCUUGAAAGAGAUAUAGGAAAGGAUCGGGUGACGUGGGUGGAAGUCCCCGACGCUGCGCACGAUCUGCUCAUUAUGGCGUGGCAUGAGCCUGAGCGGACGGAAGUGCUGAAGGAGAUUGCGGCGUGGGCUCAAACGGUCUGGUAG